CAAAACUCAUACUCCCUCAGUGAAUCAUAAUAGAAGAAGCCUUUCACGCAUUCGAGCUCUUCAGAAGAGUUAAUUUAAAAUAUAUCUCGGUAUACCAGUUAUUUGUAUUAUUUAACGGAUUUACUUUUGACAACAGCCGGUCAGAAUGGCAGCAGACUGGAUUGGCUGUCUUGUUUCAAUCCACUGUGGACCAACUUUGGGAGUGUAUCAAGGAGAAGUAUCUUCAGUUGAUCAGACCAGCCAGACCAUCUCUCUCAGACAUCCCUUCCACAAUGGAGUCAAGUGCACUGUGCCUGAGGUCACCUUCAGUGCUAUGGACAUUAAAGAUCUCAAAAUCCUGGAGAUCCGUAAGAGCUUCACUGAAGUCCCGAAGCAGAAUGGUCCAGACAUCAACUUCACAUUGACUCCGCAUGGUGGACGCAAGGAUAAGGGUGGUGGGGCUCCGGUCAAUAGCACUCCUGUGAUGGUACCUAAUAAAACUGAACCCAAAACGCAGGAAGGAGGGGUGUCUCCGGUGCCACACUACUCAAAAAGUUACGGUGAACGUCAUAUGGACAUGGCUGUCCAAAGUAAAGGCUUUAGACGAAGACACAACUCUUGGUCGUCUAGUUGCAGAGGUCCAAAUCAGGCCACACCCAAAAAGAAUGGGUUGAAGAACGGAGGUCAUAUGAAGAACAAAGACGAUGAAUGUUUUGGAGACGGGAUGGACGAUGUUCCCGAUGAAGACUUUGAUUUUGAGGGGAACCUGGCACUGUUCGACAAGGCUGCAGUGUUCUCGCAGAUCGAGUCGUCAGAACGCAGAGGCAAUGGCGCGAGAUCUCGAGGAACGCCUGGAGAGCAAACGCCAUCACGAUACCGGCAUGACGAGAACAUCCUAGAGGCCAAACCCGUUGUCUACAGACAGAUCAUGGUUCCACAGAAUGGAACAAAAGAAUAUAGCACUGACUCAGGGCUGGUGGUACCCAGCAUCUCUUUCGAGUUGCACAAACGUUUAUUAGCUGCGGCAGAAAGUCAUGGUCUCUCUCUGGAGCGCAGGCUUGAGAUGACGGGCGUAUGUGCAAGUCAGAUGGCCCUUACGCUACUUGGAGGCCCAAACAGACUUACCCCAAAGAAUGUACAUCAGCGGCCCACAGUGGCCCUACUGUGUGGACCACAUGUCCAGGGCGCUCAGGGCAUCAGCUGUGGCCGUCACUUGGCCAACCAUGAAGUGGAAGUCAUCCUUUUCCUGCCAAACUUCGUCAAGAUGUUGGAGGCCAUCACCAGUGAACUUGCACUGUUUGGGAAGACGGGAGGCAAACUGGUUUCUAAUGUGAAAGACUUGCCCGAGACGCCAGUCGACCUGGUCAUAAACUGCCUGGAUUCGCAUGAAAACGGAUUCUUGAGGGAGCAGCCCUGGUACAAGGCCGCCGCCGACUGGGCCAAUCAGAACCGAGCCCCGGUACUGAGCAUCGACCCUCCAGUAAGUGGACAGGCACAUGCCGUGGAAGCAAAAUGGUCACUUUCCCUGGGCCUCCCGCUCCCUCUAUCCGAGGGCGCCGGCCGAGUCUACCUGUGUGACAUCGGCAUUCCCCGACAGGUGUUCCAGGAAGUGGGGAUCAAAUACCACUCCCCCUUCGGAUGUAAAUUUGUCAUCCCGCUGCACUCCGAAUAAGCCGUUGACUUUCACAGUCAAGGCUCACUGAACCUGCCUUAAAGAUUUUAAGAAUGAACGGACCUCGGUUUGAAUGUUGCAGCAGAACUGGAACUUCUCAGUCUGUAUUUUUCUCAAGUUCUUCUAUACUUCUGUGAUGGUUCCCAUCAAAGGGAAGUGACGGAAAUGAUACCAGCUCUUGUGACAAACCUGAUAUGUUAAAAGCAGAACCAACAUCAGUAUUCUCGCCAUCUGAUGCAUUCUAACAGUCUUACAAACAUAUCUUUCAAACAGCCAUUUUAAUACACAAGGCUGAUUAUUUUUUUUUUUUUUGGGAUGAGACAACUUUCAUAACCCAUUAAAUGUGCAGUUAUGCCACAAAAACAGCAACUGGCUUACACUUAAUGCAACUUAAUUGGUCUUAUGGCAUUUUUGAAUCUUAUUUUAUCUCAAAUCAAUUUUAGUUCAUAAUUGCAUAUGCUGACUUUAAUUUUUCCGAUAGAAAAUGUGCAUUAGAUGAGGGUCUCGCCCCCCCUUUUUUUUCCCUUUUUGUGCCAGAUUGAUCAAAGUCAGUGUUAAGGCACUGAGAUUAUGGCGGUUUAUUGCAUGCAAAAUUUCUUACAAAGCGUUAUUUGUUUUGUUGACCAAGCCCAGUGUGCUGUAAAUAUGACAGAUUGACUGGGAUCUUAUCAGUGAUAAAUUGUUGCACACUUGAAUGGUAAGAUAAGUGUACUAAAAAAACUAUUUUGUGAUAUUGGUUGCCAUUGGACCAAUGCUGACCAUUUUAAGCAGUCGUUGGCCAAUACUACUAGUUUUCUUACGCUAAAAUUCAUUGCUGUGCUUUACCUCAUUUCCAUUAGUUUCAGUUCUCAGUGCUCAAAAAUAAGCAGCUUAUGAAAUCCUGUUUUAAAUGGGUUUCAUAUCGAGUCAGCAUGGCUUGUUUGGUUAGAUCAAACAAGGAUCUUUUAUUAAGAAAGAUGCUCCAUGUGUUGCAAUAAACCUGCUAGCUGAAAUCGAUUCGUGAUUUUAUUGCAGGUUGUAUUAUUAUGCGCACAAACCCAUUACAAAGCAAAAAGUCAGUGUGUGCUGCACACUCAGUUCUUUUGGGUAAUGAAUGAGUUUUUCAAAAGCACUGAUAAGGACAGUUGAAAUAUUUGUUUGAAUCUGCGGAUUACCGUAUACCUUCACAGUUACAAUGAGAGGCACUUAUGACUCGCAAAUCCUCUAUAAAAGAUCCAUAUGCAACAAUAAUGAACUUAAAAUUGUUACAAAACUGACACCAGGAAAUAAUGUACAGCUUUCAUCAGACUAAUUUACUUUUUUACUAAAUGUUUUUUUCAUUUAAGCUUUAUUGUGAUGUCUUCUGAAUUUGACUAGCAAAUAUUUUGUCUCAAAUUUAAUUUAGAAGAUUUUUUUUCCUAGCGUUUUAUCUGUUUUCUGUUCAUAAGCCACAUUCUUGAUUUAAGCGCUUUUUUUUCCUUUGCUUUUCUCAGUCAUGGGGAAAUUCUAAAAUGUGAAUUCUUGGAUUUUUUUUCUUUUCACUGUCGAUGUUUGUGUCUGUGAGGUCAUUGGUGAAGCCUCUGGAGAGCCAUUUGUCUCCUUGAAAUUAGCUUUUUGAGCUUAAAAACAAAGAUUGAAUGAGAGGCAGUUAUUAAAAGCAUUAAUAAGUUGAUGCUAAUGAGAUUGCACUGUCACAGAAUAGCAAAGGUCCAUCUUAUAGUGCAUAAAUACAGAUAAGAGAACAUGUAUGUCAAAUCCAAGCUUAAAAAUGGUGCCAAAAUCAUUUGCUGGUUUUUGCAACUUGUUACUUAAGAUUAAAAAUAUAACUGCUGUAUUUUUUUUUUUUUCAUUUGGUUUCCAAAAAACAAAACAAAAAUUGGUUCUAAUUGAUAGUAGCUACAGAGCCCAGUCAUAAUAUUCAGUUGAAUAUUGUUUGAUACUUGAGCACUACAUGUGCUUACAUGUAUGGUAAAAUGCAGUUUGAUAUAAAUCAUUCCUCUGUAGGAGUUUGCUUCUAAAAUCUGACCAAACUCUUUUUGAGCAACUUAAAAAUUGUGAAAACGUUUUGUUGUUAUCUGGCGACGUUCAUUUGUGUGGCUCCCCCACAGUGAUGUCAGCAAACAUGCCUCUGAAGGUUUGAGGGGGUUUUGUUCAGUAAAAGUUGAAAGCUACUUUUUGGUUUCUUUCCACAGGUUUCCAUUCGUAUGCCUUUUGCUUCACAAAAGCAUGAGAUAAAGGUUGUUAGCAUUGCGUCAUUUUAUCAUUUAUCUCUACACCUGUUGUAUAAGGCAAAACACGAUUCAAUACUGGUUUAGACAACAACAACGUUACCAUUAAUUGUGAAAUAGUGACAUCUGUUCGGCAUAGUUCUGAUAUCACUGGAAACCUUACAUGCUUAACAUUGUCAGCUGUGAAGUGUAAGGAUGGAAUAAAUAAAGAGAAUGGAAAUAUAACUUUA
Onychostoma macrolepis is the source of this 4088-nucleotide messenger RNA. RefSeq names its product enhancer of mRNA decapping 3 homolog (S. cerevisiae) (gene edc3). Lineage: Eukaryota; Metazoa; Chordata; Actinopteri; Cypriniformes; Cyprinidae. The transcript has 7 exons. The record is from RefSeq and is a predicted model, not a curated record. Gene Ontology annotation, cellular component: P-body. Gene Ontology annotation, biological process: P-body assembly; deadenylation-independent decapping of nuclear-transcribed mRNA. Gene Ontology annotation, molecular function: mRNA binding. The coding region runs from base 146 to 1651 and encodes 501 amino acids.